Molecule: messenger RNA, 1355 nt
Organism: Capsicum annuum
Lineage: Eukaryota; Viridiplantae; Streptophyta; Magnoliopsida; Solanales; Solanaceae
Product: expansin-A3
Exons: 3
Coding region: 27-977 (316 amino acids)
Biological process (GO): plant-type cell wall organization
Cellular component (GO): extracellular region
Source: RefSeq, a predicted model, not a curated record
AAAAUAUAAUGCAUUAAUGACAAGCCAUGCACUUUGUGUCCAUAUAUUUCCUUUCCAAAUUAAGACUUGACUCCCCCAAUAAGUACCUCCACUUUCCUCCCCUCUAUCCAUUGGCACUCAAUUACCCUAUUAGCAUCUCCAUUUCUACUCUUGACACUCUCUAUCUCUCUUGUUCUCUUUCUGUUCUGAUAUUGAAAGAAAUGUCUAUAACUUGGAUGCUAAUUUGCAUUGCUAGUCUUGUCUCUUUUCUGACGUCCGUCGACGCAAAGGUCCGUGGUGUUUACACUGUUGGUCCAUGGCAGGACGCCCAUGCCACCUUUUAUGGUGGCUCUGAUGCCUCUGGCACUAUGGGGGGUGCAUGUGGAUAUGGAAAUUUGUACAGCACAGGAUACGGAGUGAACAAUGCAGCAUUAAGCACAGCACUUUUUAACAGUGGCCUAAGCUGUGGUGCUUGCUUUGAGAUAAAAUGCACUGAUCCAAAAUGGUGCACCCCUGGAAACCCAUCCAUUUUAGUAACAGGCACAAAUUUUUGUCCACCAAAUUAUGCUUUGCCAAAUGAUAAUGGUGGUUGGUGCAACCCUCCCCGCCCACAUUUCGACCUCGCCAUGCCUAUGUUCCUUAAAAUUGCUGAGUAUCGUGCUGGCAUCGUCCCUGUUACCUAUCGAAGGGUUCCAUGCAAGAAGCAAGGAGGAAUAAGAUUCACAAUCAACGGUUUCAAUUACUUCAACAUGAUCAUAGUUACCAACGUGGCAGGUGCUGGUGACAUCCAGCAAGUUCAAGUCAAAGGUACCAACACUAAAUGGAUAUUUAUGAGUAGAAAUUGGGGACAAAAUUGGCAAUCCAAUGUUGUUCUUGUUGGUCAAGCACUUUCCUUUAAAGUCAAAGCUAGUGAUCAUCGUUAUGUUACCUCAUACAACGUGGCACCUUCUAAUUGGCAGUUCGGUCAGACUUAUGAAGGCAAAAAUUUCAGAGUUUGAGUUAAAUAAAAUUACCCAGAAAUAAAUUGCUUUUCCUUAGUUAUUCAUACUAUAUAGUACUAAUUUUUCUCCCUUUUUAAUGGGAAAAAUUAUAGGUAUAUCGAGGAUUAGUUUAAUUUUCUUCUAUAUUUUGUAACGUCUCUCGAUUCCUCUCUUGCUAGAGGAUUAGAAUCGUUCAUUUCUAAGUCCGAGGUUGUGGUUAUUCCACGUGAAUGGGACUGUAUUACUUUUUUUUUCUUUGUUUCUUUUUUUACUUUUAGUGAUGUUGAUGUGGCUGCAAGGAUCAACGUUGGGAUAAAAAUGUAGUCCGCAGCUCUACAUGAUAUGACUGCUAGUAACUUAUAUGUAGUGAAAAUGAAAAUAAUUAUAUGUUGUCUA